Physella acuta is the source of this 876-nucleotide messenger RNA. RefSeq lists its product as uncharacterized. The record is from RefSeq and is a predicted model, not a curated record. Lineage: Eukaryota; Metazoa; Mollusca; Gastropoda; Physidae.
AGCGCGGACGUGAUGAACGGCCAGGAUGUGAACACGUCAAUGGGACUGAAAAUGCAGCAAUGGGACCAAAGGCUGCGCAGCUGUUUUAUACCAUACAUUAUUAUACAUAUUUAUGAAGCAGACAAUGUCAAAUAAAAUUUACAUCAAAGCCGUCACGAUUGUACUCCCUCAUGGCACAGCUACUGGACGACUAUGUGAUCACGUGGUUGUUUGGGCUAGACCUGGUCAGGCGAGAUGAGCCGCAGGGGUCGGUCGUUUCCUUCCACUUCCGUCUGCUCUUCCUGGCGUUUCUGUUCUCUAUAAUUUUAGUAUAUUCGCAGUACGUGAUAGAAAUUCUUGUGAUGCAGUGCCCUCCCUUAUUCGAUACUAGGACAAAGAAAUUGACAGCACUUGCGGCGGCUGUUUUAACUAAAAUUUGCCAUCCCUUAAUAAGUGGUUAUGAGUGUCUAGGUACUUUGUUUAACAUUUGCUUGAAACCUAAGAAUUUAAAAACAACAACUUCCAAAACAGAAAUCGAUGAUCCACACUCUUUGCGCAGUACUCACUCUGGGAGGAGCAGACGCCUGAGUGGUACGAAUUCUUUCCACGACACUACCGAAUAUCCACGCCCACCAGUUUUGCAACCCGCACCGUCCCAAACAACGAGAGUCAACACCUCGGCCGCGCGUAAACCGCACAAGAUCCGACUUCGGCAGACGCUGUGUAGUACAGCGAACGUGAACCAAAGCAGCAAGCACCAGUCCGUCAGUCCAUCAGAGCUUCAUAGCGUGUCUCUAGUAUCUGCAGAAGAAGCCGCGACCGAUCUGUUGAUUGGUGACCUAAAAAGCAUCCGUAAAAAGUAUAAUCGCUAAACCAACAAAACAAAUCUAUAUUUAA